This is a messenger RNA of Didymodactylos carnosus, 483 nucleotides long. Lineage: Eukaryota; Metazoa; Rotifera; Eurotatoria; Philodinida; Philodinidae. The record is from the annotation of a GenBank genome assembly.
AUGUGCGGUCUUUGGUGUGACACUGAUUGGUCAGAAACAACAAUGUUGACAACUACAGCUGUGUACGAUACAAUGAUUGAAUGGCUGUGCCGACGAUAUCUACAAAAACAAAAUAGUGCAAGUCCACAAAAAGGAAGAGAUGCCGUUUAUAAAUAUUGCCAAGAAGAAUUGGCAUUCUUAGAAACGUUGGCUUUUCAGGGAAUGCUAGAAUACACUGUCAUUUUGUCGCCAAAAUUGCUCAAAAAAGCAGAGAAGGAGACCGGAUAUUCCUUAAACGAUCAUCCACAAUUACUCAACAUCGGUAUUCUAAAAUCUUUAGGCUAUACACCAAUUGGUACUUCUAUUGAAUCAGACAAAGCGCAUUACUUUCUUCAUCUCGGCUUCCAAGAACACUUUGCAGCACGAUAUUUGGUAAAAACUUUGAAUGGCACUGCAGAUCAAAAGAAGAAGGCAAUCGAUUUCAUUAAAACCGCUUCGAGUUAA